This is a messenger RNA of Stegostoma tigrinum, 1521 nucleotides long. Its product is annotated as complement C1q tumor necrosis factor-related protein 4-like. Gene Ontology annotation, molecular function: protein binding. Lineage: Eukaryota; Metazoa; Chordata; Chondrichthyes; Orectolobiformes; Stegostomatidae. The transcript is spliced from 2 exons. The coding region runs from base 242 to 1366 and encodes 374 amino acids. The record is from RefSeq and is a predicted model, not a curated record.
AGCACUCCCCCCUGGCCCCCUCCAUACAUACAUACACACACACACACACGCACAGCGGUGAGAGCGAGUCUGCCACACUGCAAAACCCUGGCUUGGACAAUAGGGGCAUCGGCUGCAUGUGGAGUGAAUGCGGGCAGUGCAGAGGUGAAUCUCAAACCCCCAUUUCACACACAGCGGCGAUCUAGAGAAGGAUUUGAUACCAACCUCGAACUGACCCCCCAACCUUUAUUGAGAGAGCAGGAUGUUGGCACAAAUGUCGCUUCUCAUCGGUUUGCUGUGCCAUGUGAUGUUCCAGGAGGCAGUGACCUCACCGAUGGAGGUGGAGAGCAGGUCAGCAUUCUCUGCGGCCCGCACCAGCAGCAUGAUGGGGGGGCCCCACAUGGCGGUAACCUUCGACAAGCUCUACGUGAACAUCGGCCAUGACUUCGACCCCAGCACAGGCCUGUUCACCUGCCGUGUGCCCGGGGCUUAUUACUUCUCCUUCACAGUGGGUAAAUUCCCCAGGAAAAGCCUGUCGGUGAUGCUGAUGAAAAACAGGCGGGAGGUGCAGGUCAUUGUCUACGAUGAGCGCCAUCAGCAGGAGCGGAAAGUGCAGAGUCAGAGUGCCAUGCUGCAGUUAGAACAUGGCGACACUGUCUGGCUGCGUUUACAUGGCGACCCUAAGUAUGCCCUCUACAGCAACACGGGGCCCUACACCACCUUCAAUGGCUACCUCAUCUACCCAGAGACCCCCUUUUCCACCUUCUCCUCUGAGAUAGUUGACACCUCUGGGCAGUCCGUGGCCCCUCACCAACUGAAGGCUUGGCACCAUGGCAUGGAGGGAGGUAAUAGCCUGGAGCUAGGUCUUGCCCCCCCACCAGGCCAGGAACAGCUGACCACCAGCCUGGGCAAGCAGCAGGAUCCACGCUCAGCCUUCUCUGCUGCCCGGAGCCAGAGCCUGGUAGGUGAGGACGGAGACAGGUACAAGCGGCAGGCCGUGCCAUUUGACACUGAGUUUGUCAACAUCGGUGGAGAUUUCAACACAUCCCUGGGUGUCUUCACUUGCCGUGUGUCCGGGGCCUAUUACUUCUCCUUUAACAUCGGCAAAUUGCCUUACAAGACCAUGUCGGUCAAGCUGAUGAAGAACGACGAUGAAGUACAGGCGAUGGUCUAUGACGACAGUCACUCCAAACGGAGAGAGAUGCAGAGUCAGAGUGUGAUGCUUUCCCUGACUGAAGGGGACCACAUCUGGCUCUACAGCUACCAGCAUGAUGGCUACGGGGCCUACAGUAACCACGGCAAAUACAUCACCUUCACCGGCUUCCUCAUCUACCCCGAUCAGCAGGCAGCCAGUUGUCAGUCAGAGCCCAAGGCAAACAAACUGUGAUCACACAACCUACGCUACAGAGCUUCAGGCGGCUGAACAGCUUGUACUUCAUGUGUAUUAACAAACCCCUGUGUUGCCCUGUAAAUGUAUCAUGGUUUCCUUGUUCGAAUGUCGAUCCAAAAACCUCUGGAAAUAUAGUUGCGAAAAUCUCACAA